AUGUUCGUGCUCAGGAAUGUCGGGAAGCUCCUCUUCGGGUCCAGCAACCAGGAGUCUGUGGCUGAGCUCCCGCAAGGCCAGCUGUACCUUGUCCGACCACUUUCGCCGAAAGGCUACUCCGAGCUUAUCUUUAAGGACGCAUCUGCCCGAAUCCGGCGAACUGCGCAGGAUUUCCAGUACCAGCUCGUCGUUCAGCGAGUAUACGAAGAGGGAGAGGCCGAGCUGCUUGCUGAAGAGGAAGGGGAAGACGCCGAGGCGGACGCGGAUAUCCUCGCUGGGGAACGUGACGAGAAAACAUUCUUGCUCGACGAGGCCCUCCACUUUCGCGUUGAGAAUCGGGAAGGAAGCGAGAGGAUCCUGGCUUGGCGGGAUUUGAGCGGCGACGCCGGCGACGUCUACGAAUUCGUCUGCGACGCCAGCACUUCUCCCUCCCAGGUCGAACAAUUCGAGCGCGUCGCGCGACAGUGCCAGUACGAGCGUAAAUACCGGAAACCACAUACCACAGCUUCGGAAGAGGACCUUCAGCAGUUCGAGUUUGACGAGCAACCCAUUCCUCAAGCAAGCCCUAUCCACAGUCCGACAAUUGCCAGGUCGAUCGACUCUUCUGACUCAAUGGUUCUCACAAACCCCGCCGCGAACACCCGCGCCAAAAGGGACAAGGUCCCCGAGCCGGACACUACGCCUACGAAGAAAGGCAAGGAAAAGGAUAUGAAACCUCCAGCUGUGUCCGCGCACCCGGAUGCACGUGAGAUUUUGGCUGCCGAGGUUGCUGAGUUGCACUUCUUCGAUUUCCCGUCGGGCGCAUUUGUUCUCCAGGAUGCGUCCGUUACGGCAACGGUGACAGAGAUUGGCGACUGGCAAUACUGGCUGCAGGUCAAGAGUGCGGGCCGGGACUGGCUGGGCAUUCCGGUUGUCGCUGACAUCAACCCUGUCUUCAACUUUGAGUUCCUCUCUUUCAUCUUCAACCAGUUCUCCGAUGAUGGCUCCGCCUACUCCUGGCUUCUACGGUUCAAGGACCAGGCAACCCUGGAGCGCUUUCAGGAGGGUCUCUUACAAGCCCUCUGGGAGCAGCUUAAUGAGAUGAAGUGGUCCAAGAUCAAGGACAAGGAACGCGACUACGUUGCUGAUGCCUUCAACGACCUGACCAUGGAGGAGACCGGGCAGGCCGAGGAAGAGGAAGAGGAAGAAGAAUGCACUGAAGAGGAGGAGCCGGAAAAUGAUGACCGUGCGCAAAGCGAGCAUUACGACAGCGACGAAGAGGCGGACGAUGUUGAGUACAGGCCGAAGGAUGAAGAUGUCAACAAGAUGCUCGCGGUCGGGUACAAGCACGACCGAUCAUUUGUCGUCCGCGGUUCUAAGAUUGGUGUGUUCAAACAUACUCCAAACAACCACUUGGAAUUCAGCACAAAUAUCUCCAAGGUCGAGACCCCUCGUGGCGAGCUGUUUUCGCCCAAGAAGGUCAUGCUCCACAACGAGGACCGCAACCUCAUCCUGCAAAAGGACUCGGACCCGAACAAGCUGUACCGCAUGGAUCUCGAGUAUGGGAAGGUUGUCGAUGAGUGGCAAGUGCAUGAAGACAUCCCGGUAGUUACAUUCGCGCCGGAGAACAAGUUUGCCCAGAUGACCCACGAGCCGACCUUCCUCGGUAUCAGCAAGAACGCCCUCUAUCGCGUGGAUCCUCGGUUGUCCGGGAACAAGCUUGUCGACGCCCAGCUCAAGCAAUACGUGAGCAAGAACGAUUUCUCAGCGGUUGCAACGACGGAGAAGGGCUACAUUGCGGUGGCAUCCAACAAGGGCGAUGUCCGGCUGUUCGACCGUCUUGGUAUCAAUGCUAAGACGCACAUUCCGGCUCUCGGCGAACCCAUCAUCGGUCUCGAUGUUUCCGCGGACGGCCGCUGGGUGCUUGCCACGUGCCGAACAUACCUGCUUCUGAUCGAUGCGCUGCAAAAGACGGGCAAAAAUGAAGGGAAGCUGGGGUUCGAGAAGCCCUUCGCUGCUGAUGCCAAGCCGCAACCCCGCCGUCUUGCGCUCACACCAGAGCACGUCGCCCAGUUCGCUUACGAGACAGGCAAGGGCGUGAAUUUCACACCUGCCAAGUUCAACACCGGCGCGGGCGUCGAAGAGACCAGCAUUAUCACCGCCACGGGCCCGUACAUCAUCGAGUGGAGUCUUAAGAAGGUUCUUGCCGGACGGAAGGCGCCGUACCUCAUCAAGCGGUACACAGACGAUGUCAAGGCCGACGACUUCAAGUUCGGCACGGAUAAGAAUGUCAUUGUGGCGCUGCCGCAUGAAGUAAACAUGGUCAACCACGCACGUCUGAAGCGGCCAACGAGGGAGAGCAUUGCUGGUGAGUUUGGUAUUGCCGGCCGCAGGGGCUCGGGUCGGAUUGGUACGCCGGGGAGCGGGAGGUACAAGCUGGGCAAGGACGACAUCGUGAAGGAGGCCUAUUAA
Molecule: messenger RNA, 2451 nt
Organism: Chaetomium strumarium
Lineage: Eukaryota; Fungi; Ascomycota; Sordariomycetes; Sordariales; Chaetomiaceae
Product: VID27 cytoplasmic protein-domain-containing protein
Exons: 2
Coding region: 1-2451 (816 amino acids)
Cellular component (GO): nucleus; cytoplasm
Source: RefSeq, a predicted model, not a curated record